This is a messenger RNA of Blepharisma stoltei, 342 nucleotides long. The record is from the annotation of a GenBank genome assembly. Lineage: Eukaryota; Ciliophora; Heterotrichea; Heterotrichida; Blepharismidae.
AUGACAAAAGAAGCUUCAGAGCAAUUGGCCUUGAUAUCAGAUUUACAGCAUCUUAGAGAGCUUCUGAAAAAAAAAGGAAAAGAAAUUGAGGAAAAAAAUCGAAAAAUUGAAGAGAUGACUUGGAAAAUUGAAGAGAUGACUCGGAAAAUUGAAGAGAUGACUCGGAAAAUUGAAAUGAUUCAAGAGCUCUGCCAAGGUAUGACUCGUAAAAUUGAAGAAAAGGAUCAAAUUAUUCAAGAGCUCUGCCAAGACAUCAAUAGGAAAAAUGAGAGAAUUGAACAGCUUUUAAAUGAAAAGCAUUUGGAAGAUAAACGUGGCAGCCAGUCUAUUGAUCGCACUUAA